This is a messenger RNA of Pieris brassicae (large cabbage white), 2562 nucleotides long. RefSeq names its product histone acetyltransferase Tip60 (gene Tip60). Lineage: Eukaryota; Metazoa; Arthropoda; Insecta; Lepidoptera; Pieridae. The transcript has 13 exons. The record is from RefSeq and is a predicted model, not a curated record. Gene Ontology annotation, biological process: regulation of DNA-templated transcription. The coding region runs from base 267 to 1850 and encodes 527 amino acids. Gene Ontology annotation, molecular function: histone acetyltransferase activity.
CGGAUAUUGGCAUAGGCACCAAGACUUACAUUCUACACCUAAUAUGAAAAAUAUUCAAGAAAAAAUUGUAAUAUUUAGUUUUAUAAGCUGUUCGAUUCUUAUUGCUUAAUCUCUUCAGUUUAAACUUUAAAAUAUAGCGGUCUUAUCAAAUCCUCAUCUGUGACAAUGUAAAAAAAUCUUAAUUCUCUGUGGUUGAUGUUUUAUUAGCGAUGCGAGUAAUGUUUUAUUGUUAGUUUUAUCGUUUUUAGUAGGAAUAUAGUAUUAUUAUGAGUUUUACUGAAAAUGAAGACGAAGUUACAACAUUUUGUGAUUCAGCGGCAUCUUUGGUGGAAGGAUGUCGUCUGCCAGUUCGAAUGCAAGGCGGCGACGACUGGCCUUUAGCGGAAAUUAUAAGUAUCAAAGAUAUUAGUGGAAUGAGAGGAUACUAUGUUCACUAUGUCGACUUUAAUAAGAGAUUAGAUGAAUGGGUUGAGGAAUCAUGGCUUGAUACAAGAAAAGUUCAGUUCCCACGAGAUGGGGCACCAACUGGUGGGACAACCACACCAAAGAAGACACAUAUUGGAUCAGGAGAUGAUAACGUCUGUAUUGAACCACAGAAGUCACAAAGCACUCCACAUAGAGAAAUUAUUCAAAUACCACCAAAAAUACCUGAAAAAAGUCAUUCCAACCAUGCACUUAAUGGCUCAGCUCAAAAGUUUACACCUGUUGGUAUCGAGCCCCGUCAGCUCAUAUCGAGGCCAGCAAGCCCGACCCUCGGUCAUGAUUCUUCAUCUCUAGUCAACGGCGGCGCUGUACUGGCGGCCGCGUUACAGAAGAAAAUUAAUAGGAAACGCAAGGCUGUUUCUGUUGAUAACGAUGUGUCUGUUACGUCGGAAACAGCAGAGUCGAUUGAGAACGAAACUGUAAGUGGGACGGCGACGCCUACCACCCGACCUCGUCAGUCGGGGAGUAUGCUCGCCCAUGGGCACGACGAUGUGGUCACGAGGAUGAAGAAUAUAGAAAUGAUUGAACUUGGCAGACAUAGGAUACGGCCUUGGUACUUCGCUCCUUAUCCACAGGAAAUGGUCAAUUUGCCGUGUAUCUAUAUAUGUGAAUUUUGUUUGAAAUAUAGAAAAAGUAAAAAGUGCUUAGAUCGUCAUCUUAUAAAAUGUAAGCUAAAACAUCCGCCCGGAAACGAAAUAUACAGAAAAGGAAGCAUUUCCUUCUUCGAAAUCGAUGGCCGAAAGAAUAAGACGUACGCGCAGAACUUAUGCCUUUUAGCGAAACUUUUCUUGGACCACAAGACUCUGUACUACGAUACGGAUCCCUUCCUUUUCUAUGUUAUGACGGAUUUUGAUACAAGAGGUUUUCACAUAGUUGGAUAUUUUUCAAAAGAGAAGGAGAGCACAGAGGAUUAUAACGUAGCGUGUAUAUUAACUUUGCCCCCUUACCAAAGGAAGGGUUAUGGUACAUUACUUAUAGAAUUUAGUUAUGAAUUAUCGAAGUUCGAAGGGAAAACUGGUUCCCCAGAGAAGCCCCUGUCGGAUCUCGGCCUUCUCUCAUACAGAAGUUAUUGGGCACAGACAAUACUCGACAUACUUAUUAGUAUAAAACCAAUGGCAGAUAAUGAGAAACCACUGAUAACUAUCAAUGAAAUAUGUGAAUUAACCAGCAUAAAAAAGGAGGAUGUUAUAAGUACGCUACAGAAUUUGAACCUCAUCAACUAUUAUAAGGGACAAUAUAUAAUUUCCGUGAACCAGGAGACAGUACAGCAGCAUCAGAAGGCGAUGGAGAGGAAAUUGUUGCGGAUAGACCCGAAAUGUCUGCACUGGACGCCCAAAGACUGGUCGAAGCGAGCCAAAUGUGUUUGAAGUUUCCGAGAGCUACGAUCUCAAGUAUGGUUCAAUUUUAUUAACUAACCCCUCAUCGAUUUCAUGGCACAAGCACUAAUACUAAUAGUCUAUGUUUCGAAUUGUUUUGUCUUUGAUUUUGUAUUCUGAAACUGAUUCAUGAACAUAUAGAUAUAUAAGGAAGUCAUUGACAUGUAAAAAGUAUAAAAUAAAUAUUAAUAAGAGCCGUAUUUAUUCAUAAUUUCAUACGCAUCAAAUCCCGGUGGGGGUCUCGGGAGAUCUCCAAUUGUCUAGAAACACUCUUCGCUCAAAGGCCGGCGACGCACCCACUAAAUGAUGAUGAUAUUAUAAAAAAAAUUCAUACAAAAUUUUAUCAUCACUGAGCCAACCCAUAAUAACAGUGAAAAUCAAAAUAUGACAACAGAACCUUGAAUUGAACCGUGUAAGGCAGUGUUUUCUAACUUGAAUCCCAAGGCCCACAGUGGGCCAAUUGGGUUGUUCAGUUGAAUUUAUUUUUUUAAUAAUUAUUUGGCAUUUCAGUUUUUCAUUAUAUGUUUUGAAAUCUAUUUAUGUGUUUCGUUAAUUUCCAAGUAAUUCAUUUACAUUAUUUUUAAAUGGGUAAUAUUCCUAUGGAGCAGUGUUAGCUACAGCGUGUGAAUCUCAUCUCUGAGGUCGUAGGUUCGAUCCCAGGCUGUGCAUCAAUAGAUUUUCUGUCUAUGUGCGCAUUUAACAU